Iphiclides podalirius (scarce swallowtail) is the source of this 1863-nucleotide messenger RNA. The record is from the annotation of a GenBank genome assembly. NCBI's taxonomy places the organism in Eukaryota, Metazoa, Arthropoda, Insecta, Lepidoptera, Papilionidae.
AUGUACAUAAAGUGUUUUUUAGUUUUAUUCAUAGUCGGAUACAUUGAAGCCGAUUACAGAUUAUCAUCGCAGUCAUGCGGCUACCCCAGGCUGCAGAAUGGGAAGGUGCGUGUACGCCAGAGGUCGCGCCUGGUCAAGUUUAUAUGCCAGCAGCAAUUCGAGCUGGUGGGCAACAAGUACGCAACUUGCAGGGGCAGCGAUUGGGACGUGCCACUGCCAGUUUGUGUUCGUUCUGGGUGCACCGUGCCGCAAAUCGAGAACGGUAUAACCAUGCCAACAAGAAACAAUGCGUGGGUGGUGUUCUUUUGCUUGCCCAAUCACAGGAUGAUCGGAGGAUCCACUAUUUAUUGCGAUGGACGCAAAUGGAACGGCACGGCCCCCACGUGCGUUGAUUCGAAGUCAUCGUCCCCGCUAAAGUGCGACUUCGAGGAGCCGAACCUUUGCGGCUGGGUGCAGGACGACCUUCACGACUUCGACUGGAAGCGGUUGAACAGGAAGACCCCGUCAUCUUUCCUGUUCACCGGGCCGUCAUUCGACCACACUUAUGGGCAGGGCGGUUCAGGCUACUACAUGUAUAUAGAGAGCACGUCCAGGCUUCAAAACGAUACUGCCCGCCUUAUAUCCCCGUUGUACGAUAGAUCGUUGGCCAAGAGCGGAUGCUUCGUGUUCUACUAUCAUAUGUUCGGAAAGACGACAGGGGGACUGCGAGUGUACCAGAAACCCGAGAUUUUCUCCCUGGACAGUUUGCUAAAGCUCAGCAACAAGGAGAAAUACAUAUUGUUCGAGAAAUGGGGGAACCAGGGGGACGUGUGGUACGAGGCCGUUUUGCCGCUCAACGACGUUUACGACAACUUUCAGAUCGUUAUAGAAGGUAUUCGGGGCUCGAGCUACACCAGUGAUAUCGCGAUAGACGACGUGGCUAUACUGCAAGGCAGCAACUGCACGGCAGCGCAGAAGUCGACGACUACCGCGAAAACCCCGACCUCGUGCGUGGGGCGGUGUCCAGAGUCGCUGUUCGACGAACCCGAGGUCGAGGGUGGAUGCGGCUGCACCAUUAACUGCAUCGCCCACGACAACUGCUGCCCCGACAUCUUUGAUGUCUGCAUGUUCCCUGGGACCGAAACUAGCGAUGACAGUGCGAACGGCUCAACGGAAAUAGCGCCGCAGACUAUGAGGCUGGUCGCGACUACACCGGAGACAACCUCGACGACCACCAGCAUGGCGACGACCACGACCAGCGCGACGACCACGACCACCACGACGACCACGACGGCUAAGCCCCCGACCACUAAGAGCACGCCUCGCACAACGACAACCAAGCCGACGACGAGGGCAACAACCACCGUUGCUACGGCAGUCAAGAAGAAAUACCCCCCUACCAGCACAAGCACUACCCUCCGCCCCAGAAAUAGCACCCUACCUCACCCAACCCAGCACACAACUGUACGCAAGUCCGUCAAUGGAACACAAAAACCAACGACACACACUUCGCCACCAUUAACCAAGACUACUCACCCAACAACCACUCCAACCACUCCGUUGACCACCAGCACGACCACUAAGGUCGCCAUAGACUACUCCAGACCAAUAGAGGACCACGACGCUUAUAAAGAUAUGGUGGAAAAGGCGGGCAAAUACGGCGACGAUGGUGAAAAUGAAACAGUUCCGGAAAAACAUAAAAAUGGUUCGAGUGGUGUGAAGAUCUGGCUGAUAGUCCUGGGGGUGAUGGUGUGCUGCGGUGGCUUGGCGUGGCUGGCCAUCGAGGCCGGCAGCUCCAGGGGCCGUUUGACCCUGGCGCGUUUCCGAGGCCAGGUCGCCAGGGACCCAGAAGUGCGAUACCUGUCCACGGACGUGGACGAAGAU